Cheilinus undulatus (humphead wrasse) is the source of this 18517-nucleotide messenger RNA. RefSeq names its product lysine (K)-specific methyltransferase 2D (gene kmt2d). NCBI's taxonomy places the organism in Eukaryota, Metazoa, Chordata, Actinopteri, Labriformes, Labridae. Gene Ontology annotation, cellular component: nucleus; MLL3/4 complex. Gene Ontology annotation, biological process: positive regulation of transcription by RNA polymerase II. The transcript has 55 exons. The record is from RefSeq and is a predicted model, not a curated record. Bases 639 to 15734 code for a protein of 5031 amino acids. Gene Ontology annotation, molecular function: histone binding; histone H3K4 methyltransferase activity; transcription coactivator activity.
GUGACCCAUACAGGGGUACCAAUGCAAAGUAGAGCUGCAAAUUUAGGUAGAAUAUUGUUUGCACUCAACUUAAGUCAUACAAAAAUUAUGAAUAAUGUCUUGGCGACAAAGUCUGGGGUUGUAAAUUUCGACUGCACGACAACGUGCAAACUUGUAGCAGGUUUCACGACCUCGCGAGGAGAUUCCAGAACAGAGCAGAAGCUAGCAACUGUUAGGUUAAUAGCCGUUAAGCUACAUCCACUAGCAAGGAGCCAGAUACAGUUAGACACUAGAUUCACUGCAUGAACCCGGGGAUCCUUAUUUGGGACUUGUUGAAGACCUGUCCCUGUGCUUGUAGUUCCCCUGUAGCUUACGAACACUCGACACAAAACUGAAGUUGCUUGAGUACAGUGAAGUUGCAUGGCAUAAUCAUCUAGUUUAAGAGCUAGCUAGCACAGCCGUACAGCCUGCCUUCCGCCGACGUGCACUUCCCCCACUCUCCUCACAGCCGGCUAGCCGCAACAUUAGUCCGCUACAUAAAAUGAAGCGACCAUCAGCAUAUCGGGAAGCUGUGUGGCCCAUUGGAUUUUGCUGAUGUAUGAGGAGACGUUAUUGCUUUUUUGAGAUCUCUGUCAAGGAGGUCAAAAUCAGUAAGGGGUAUGGACGAGCAGAAAUCAAACUGCGAGGAGAAUGACUCUGAACCAACAGCUGAUGACAAUGCCCCUUCAAAGCAGAUUGUCUCCUCUGAGGAGGAGUCCAAAGCCCUUUCUGCUGCUGAGGAUGUGUCAGGUGCUACUGCAGCCUCUUCCAGUCCACCAGUAGAGAGCAUACGUUCCUGUGCGCUUUGUAACUGUGUGGAGCGGAGCCUGCAUGGACAGAGAGAACUGAGACACUUUGGGCCAUCUUCUGAGCAGCAGAUCCUCAAGCCAUCAACUUCCCGACUGCCACAGCCUGGGAAUGAUGACCUGUCUUCCAUAGGAUUUUCUCACUCCCCUUGUUUGGCAGCACUCUUUGAUGACUCAGGGGGUUGUUGGGCUCAUCACUGGUGUGCAACAUGGUCGGAAGGAGUGACGCGGCUGGAGAAUGAGGAGCUGGAGAACGUGGAUAAGGCCGUUAUCUCAGGGACACAGCAGCUCUGCGAAUACUGCAAAAGACUGGGUGCAACCAUUCGAUGCCAUGCCGAGGGCUGCUCACGGUUUUACCACUUCCCCUGCUCAGCAGCCAGUGGAUCCUUCCAGUCGAUGAAGCAGUUGGUCCUCCUUUGUCCAGAGCACAUAGAUAAGGCAGAGGAGUUAGCAGGUGAAGAGUCUUGGUGUGCAGUUUGCGACUCUGCAGGGGAGCUCACAGACUUGCUGUUUUGUACGGGUUGUGGCUUACAUUAUCAUGCAGCCUGUCUGGAGAUUGGUGCCACACCCAUCCAGCGGGCGGGAUGGCAGUGUCCAGAGUGUAAAGUGUGCCAGACUUGCAGACAACCAGGAGAGGACUCCAAAAUGUUGGUUUGCGACGCCUGCGAUAAGGGCUACCACACCUUCUGUCUCCAGCCGGCCAUGGAUUCUCUUCCCUCUGACUUAUGGAAAUGCAGAAGAUGUCGUGUAUGCACGGAGUGUGGGGUUCGUGGACUCGUGCUACCAGGUUCAGCCCAAUGGUUUGACAAUUAUGCUGUAUGUGAGGCCUGCCAGCGUCACCGCAUCACUAUAUGUGGUGUGUGCAGUAAAGACGCCAACCCAUCUGUCACUCUGCAGUGCUGCAGCAUUUGCCACAGGUGGAUGCACAGUGAGUGUGCUUUACCAGGGGGACAUCCAGAAGCAAAGCUCAUUUGCCUGCUUUGUAAAGAGGAUCAGCAGCAGCCUGUCACUCAACCAUACACAGCAGAGAUACAAACCAGAGAGGCAUCUGAAGAGACUGUGGGACACGUGGAUUUGGUGGAGAUGACAAUCCAAACUGAUGCAGACAUGGUGACAGAAGAGCACACAGUCUUAUCACACACAAAAGGACAGAGAGGCACGUCAGAGCUGGACCCAGGUGAAGACAAGACUGACUCACCCAUGGAUCUGGGUACAGAGGCUGCACAUGUUGAGACAACAGAUGUUGGGAGGAAAAUCACGGAGAAAGAGCUGAAGGUAGCAACCAAAGAAUUAACUUCUGAGGUGCUCGCUGCUACAAAAGAGUCAAAAGCAGAACAGGGGACCUCUUCUUUACCUGAUAAAGAGAGGGCAGAGGAUGCAGUCAGCCAUGUCUCCCAAGCAACCCCCUCCCAGAAGACUCCAGGAGAGACGCACUCUAUCAACCCAAAAGAACGAACAUCUGUGCCACAGGAGGGCCCUCAAAGUAUGGAGGUGGAAAAAGAGGAGAAGCAGGGGGUUAUUUCCUCUGCAAAGCAUGAAGCAUUAUUAAAAAGUGGCUCUGAUGGCAUGUAUGUCACAGAAACAUCUAGUAAGGAUCGACCAAAGUUACCAGCUCAUCCUGCUUUUGUGGAAAAAAGCCAGCAGGAAAGAAGUCUGUGCCCCAACCCCUGUUCUCCUCCUCCUCCUUUAUCAGUAGACACUCGAGAGGCUCUCUCUGUGGUGGACAUGGAGCGGAGGUCACUACCUCACUCUGAGGAGGAGGAGGAGGAAGAGGAUGAUGAUGAGAUGAUGAAAGAAGGACAGAACGAGGACAUAAAGCAGGAACUGCGGGAGCAAGACACCAAGCCAGAAUUAUUGCUAGAUGAGAUGUCCAACAUGAGCCACGGAGAUGAGAGCAGCAGCGGCUUUCUGGGGUCUCCGGGAGAACCCGAUCCUCAGCUCUCAAUGGAACUUGGCCUUGUUCCUGCUGGCCGCUCGCACACAGACAACCUGCUCACUGAGACUGAUGACUCACUUCCCUUUGAACCCCUCAGAAGCGACAGAGAAAAGGUGAAACGCAGAGGAUCGCCAGGGCGUUCACGUGUCAAACAGGGGCGAAGCAAUAGUUUUCCAGGGAAGCGCAGACCUCGAGGGGGAGGUGGAGGCAGAGGCCGUGGUGGAAGGUCACGCCUUAAAGCCAUGGCUUCCUGCAUUGAUGCAUUUUUGCUAAGCAUGACCUCAGACACUGGACUAAGCAAGGAGGAGGAGGAUGAGGAAGAUGACACCAUGCAGAACACAGUGGUUCUUUUCUCAAAUACUGAUAAAUUUGUCCUGCUACAGGAUAUGUGUGUUGUAUGUGGCAGUUUUGGAAAAGGUGUGGAAGGCCAGUUAUUGGCUUGUGCACAGUGUGCUCAGUGUUAUCAUCCUUACUGUGUGAACAGCAAAAUAACCAAGACGAUGCUUCGUAAGGGCUGGCGCUGUUUGGAAUGUAUCGUGUGUGAAAUCUGUGGGAAGGCUUCGGACCCCUCCCGCUUGCUGCUGUGUGAUGAUUGCGAUGUCAGCUAUCACACCUACUGCUUGGACCCACCCCUGCACAAUGUUCCCAAGGGUGGUUGGAAGUGCAAAUGGUGCGUGUGCUGCGUGCAGUGUGGUUCCAACACACCAGGGUUCCACUGUGAGUGGCAGAACAACUAUACCCACUGUGGCCCCUGUGCCAGCCUUGUCACUUGUCCUGUAUGCAGGGAGAACUUCAUGGAGGAGGAGCUGCUGCUGCAGUGUCAGUACUGUGAUCGAUGGGUCCAUGCUGUCUGUGAAAGUCUGUACACAGAGGAUGAAGUGGAACAAGCUUCUGAUGAGGGCUUCGCAUGCACAUCCUGCACCCCAUAUGUUCCAAAACCCGUGGUAGUAGAGUCAGCUAUUAUGGCUUCAAUAAAGAUAAAAGAGCCAGAACCCCAGUUCUACCGGUUGGAGGGUGUGUGGCUGACAGAGUCGGGCAUGUCCCUGCUUCGGAGCAUCUCCAUGUCACCCCUACACAAGAGACGGCAGCGUCGCUCUCGUCUUGGCACUCUGUGCUGCGAUGGAGGUCCUGAUGGAAUAGAUCUGAGGGAGGUGGAAGGAGAAGGGGAGGACGGGAAAGAUCACUCUGUAUGUGUAGGCUGUGGGGAGCCCAUGGAAUGUGAAACCAAGACAGAGAACCCUGGGAGUCCGGACAGAGAGGGUGCUGAGAGGGACCUAGGUGCAGAGGGGACAGAAGGGAUGGCUGACUGCGAUGGUAUCAAAGGAGGGGCAGAGGAGACGGAGGAUAGCAAAAAGAGGAAGCGGAAACCUUACAGACCAGGCAUCGGGGGCUUCAUGGUGCGCCAAAGGAAGUGUCAUACACGAAUGAAGAAAGAGUUUUUCGCCCAGCUGGCUGGAGAGACAACAUUAGAUGGACAGCCAAUUGAGAGAACCAUUGAUGAAGGACCCCACCCUGACACAGAUAAUAUCAUGGAUCCUAAACCAGCAGAAGGAGAGGAACAGGCCAAGAAACGUCGGGGCCGGAAGAGGAGCAAACUAGAGGACAUGUUUCCAGCAUACCUCCAGGAGGCUUUCUUUGGGAAGACACUAAUAGACUUGAGUAAGAAAGCUUUGAUGGUACCCCAGGGGCAGAGGCCAGGCUCAUGCCUUGUUCGACCGUCCUUACCAGCACCGCCAGGGGUCAGAAUGACUGCCCCAGAGACUGAGGCCAAGGACCAUGUGAUGAAAGAUUUUCCUCUCAAGCAAGAGGGGGGCGAGGCCCUCCAGGCUCAGGGAGGAGGAGGAGUUUCUGCACCAUCUUCAUCACUGAAGGACCAGACAUCAGCUGAUCCUCAUGACUCCGUUGCAGAAAAAAGUGAAGGUCUUCCGCAAGGGGUGGAAAGUCAGGACUCAGAGCAGUUCUUCAAGAAGGUUCUGGGAGUGUCAGAUGGCUCGUCUUUGGGUGGCAUGAAGCCCAUCUUGGAGGGCAGUAAGGGAGAACUCAAUCGUAGUGCUCUGCCACAGAGAGCUCUCCUCUCAGGGUCCCUGCCCUCAGCUGGAAUGAUGGAUGCCUUUCCUGGCCUCUCUCAGUCACCAUUCUUUGACAUGCGGGAUCGAGGAGGACUGUUCAGUCCAGAUGGGGGUGAGGAGAGUCCCUGGGCCACUCCCUCCACCCCUGCAACCCCAUCCUCCCCACCAACCCCAACUGAGGUAGAGGGUGAUGGGCUGUCCUACAACCAGCGCAGUCUCCAGCGCUGGGAAAAGGAUGAGGAGCUUGGGGAACUCUCAACCAUUUCCCCCGUGCUUUAUGCCAAUACCAACUUUCCAACCCUUAAACAGGACUACCCAGACUGGGCAAGUCGCUGUAAGCAAAUCAUGAAGAUCUGGAGGAAGGUGUCAGCUGCUGAUAAGGUUCCAUAUCUGCAAAAGGCCAAAGAUAACCGGGCUGCUCAGAGAAUAAAUAAAGCACAGAAGCAGGCGGAAAGUCAGGUGUGCAGGCCAGUCAAAUUAGAGGCUGGGCGUGUGAAAGGAGAGCGACCCAGUUUACACCUCCAGAUUCCUCCACCUUCAGGCUCUGCAUCCAUCUCUUCCCAGCCCAGCUCUGCAGAAAGUCCCUACCCCUUCCCACCAGAUUCAGGAUCAUCCUCCGUCUUUUUCUCAGAUGGGCCCAUGAAGACUCCAGGGUCAGCUGAAAUCAGGACAGAUCCCUUGGCCAAAAUGCCUCCUCAGUCACCCCACUGUCACUCCCAUCCAACCACCCCAUUCUCCCAUGCAGGGGCCAGCCCCUUGCAAGCCUCUUCCUCAGGUUAUUCUGCUUCCGGCCCACAGGGUCCUCCUCAGGGACGGCCAGCCAGUCUUGGCCCCUUUGACAUGCAACCAGGAACUCCUGGAACUCCCAGACGGGCUCAGCAGGUUGACCCCUAUUUUAGAUCACAGCUGCAGCAGCAGAGUCAUCUACAACAAUCACAGCAGGGCUCUCAGGAGUCCCUUGGACCUCCAGAAAGCCCUCAUUCAAGAGGUGCAGGACUUGGAGAGUCUCCUAUUUUCUCGCCAUCCCACAAUACUCACUAUGGAGACUCAUUUAGAAACCAGCAAGGGAUGGUUCGGCCAGAUUACAGUUCACCACUGUCACCAUCUGCAGUGGCUUCCUCGCCUGCCGGCCCAGGGCAGUACAGGGCUGAUAUGAGUGCACCUUCUCCCCGUGCCUCCUCAGUUGGAAGACCUGACCUAUCCACUGGCUCCCCUGCUGGGAUGCUGGAGUCUGGGGAUGGUUUAUUCAAGGCACCUAUGACACCAAGAAUGCAUCAAGGGGAGGGUGGGGCACUCCAUCCUGGAGCUUCCCCUAGCCACCCAUCUGAAGGCUACAGGCAGUCUCCCUCCCACCCUUUCUCUGAUCCACACUCUCAGCCAUCAUUAACUCCCAGACCGCAGUCAGGCGAUAAUUGUUCCCUUGGACCUCAGAGACACCCUGGAGGUCAACAGGAGCUAUGUUCGAGAGUGCCCUCCAGCCCCCAGUCCCAGGGCAGCUCUCAGUCUCCUCACACUCCUGGGGGCAUCUCUAAUGAUGGCUAUUCUGUCCAGUCUCCUGCGACCCCUCGUUUUCAAUCCCCAGACCCUUGUUCUCAGCCACCUUCACGGCCACAAUCUGGAGACCCUUUUGCCACUCUCCACAAACCCUCUCGUCCUUCCUCUGCUGCCUCAGAGGGAAGUGCAAGUUACAAAAGCUCACCUCACCCCAACCAACCACCUCCACCCCAUCCCACCAACACCUCCAUGGGGGAUCCUCUCUCUGGUAAACCAUCUGCACCUCCUACUUUUAGCCGCAGCCCCAGCACAGGAGGCUUCCAGAUGACCCAACAACGGAAUCAGAUGUUACCGGGUCAGCUUCAGCAAAAUCAGCAGACUGUGGGGGCAGACGGCCUCAGCGCCAGGGGGCCAUCUUCCUCUGGAUCUCAAGAACUACAAGCUGUGCGUCCUCCAGACAUACCUCAUCAGCCAGCUUUGCCAGGUGCUCAAGAAAUGUCUGAAAUUUCAACUGGGCAAGAUCCUGCAUUAGUAGGCCUUAGCCCCUCUGAGUUGGAGAAACAUAGACAGCGCCAGAGACUGAGGGAAUUCUUAAUCAGGCAGCAAAUGCAAAGAAAUUCCAUUAGACAAGAGAAGGAGGCCACUGCUGCUGCUGGUAGUGCAUCCCCUGGCUGGGCUGGAGGGGAGGUGGGAGCUUUUCAACAAGACAAGGCCCACAGAGCACCACCACCAUAUCCUCAGGAUCGUGCAGCUGCUACUUCUUCUGGAGCUCAGGCUUCGGUGGCAGGAAAGAUUCCAAUGCCUGUUGGAAACGGGGAAGACAAACUAAUUCGCCCACCACCUACAGGAACCCCUGCCAUCAUGGAUCCCAGUGUACAAAGGCCACCUGGGCCAAUGCGACCUCAAGGCAUGUUUCCCCGUCCACCGUUCCAUCAGCAGUGGCAAGGUCAGGCUCCAGGUCCACAGAGGUUUCCCCAGCCUGGCAUGGAGGCUAUGGGCAUAAGGCACAACUUAAAUCCUGCUGUAAACAUCCCAGGUAUGGAGGGCAUGGGUAACCCAAACAUCAUACCAGGACAUGGAGGAGAGACUAUGCAGCCAAUGGGUCAGGGGCCCCCACCACAGUUCAUUGAAUUAAGACACAACUCACAGAGGCUACCCCUUCGACCCCAGUUCAUGCCUCGUGGACCCCAGCCUAGACCUCGUCUUUUUGUCCCGCAGCAAGAGAUGUCAGCGCCAUUUAUUCAACAACAUCCCAUAGCUCAAACUGACGGCAUUCAAACAGAAACGGGCAGCAGCUCACAGUUGAGGUUACAACAAGGUGGACUUUCAACUCUAAUGCCUCAGCAACCAGCAGGACCAGUAACACAACAGUCCCAACUACCUCCCCAGACAGCCACUUCAGCUCCAAACAUCCCUGGCAGUGAGCAGCAUGAGCCGUCAAAAACAAGUGUAGCUCAAGGGCCACGACCUGCCACGAUAGGAAACAGUGAGGAGCUGCCGGAGCCUGACCUUGAAGGGCUUGGGGACGCCCCUGGAGAUGGAGGUGUGGAAGAUGAGGAUGAUUUGGCUCUAGAUUUGGACCCAGACAAAGGGGAUGAUGACUUGGGUAACCUGGACAACUUAGAGACCAAUGAUCCACAUCUGGAUGACUUGCUUAACAGUGAUGAGUUUGACCUUUUGGCUUACACUGAUCCUGAGCUCGACCAAGGAGACCCAAAAGAUGUCUUCUCAGAUCAGUUGCGGUUGGUGGAGGCAGAGAGUGAGGCGCCUUCAUCUUCCUCUGGGUCUGUUCCUGUUAAAGUGGAGAAGAAAACCAAGACAGAGCCAGGACAGAAGUCCAUCACAACACCCCCUGCCACUACAGGGGGUGCUUCAGAGCAACUGCCAUCUUCUUCAGAAAUUGCUGAUGCUUCCAAGGUCAAAGCAGAGAACAGAGGUCUGACCCCUCAGCAGCAGCAGCCAGGACACCAACAGCCUGUGGUGAAAGAUGAAUUAGGGGAGGCUGUGUCGAUGCUUCUUGGUGGGGACACACCAUCAGCCAAGCCUGCUCAGACAGAAAACCAACCAGCUUCGCUAAGUUCAGUUAGACUAGGUGGACUCCAAUAUCCACUGCCGGGUCAAACUGAUACGCUGCCUUUUCCUUCGGCUGCUCCACAUGCAGAUAUUGGCGAUGAUCCACUUGGGCUCCCUGAUGUAGGUGGACAGCACUCUCCUGCUGUAGAUUUAGCAAAGGUAGAGAGCUCUUUAGAAGGUGAACUGCCUCUACUGAUUCAGGAUUUGUUAGAGCAUGAGAAGAAGGAACAACAGAAGCAGCAACAGCAGCAACAGCUCAGUUCCCUUCACCAAGUAGGCAUGGCGCCUCAUUUUCCGGGCCUCCCAAAUCAACAGCAAAACCCACAAGCCCCUGGGCAGAUUAUGCUGCCACAACACCAUCGACCACAACAUCAAGGAAUGAUGGCUCAGCCUGGAAUGGGACCUCGUGCACCACACAUGCUACAACAGCAGCAGCAAAGGCUCAUGGGAAGUGGAAUGGCACCGCCUCAUAUGACUAUGGCCCAGCAGCAAGCCAUGAUGAGAAUGGGGCAGCCAGGGAUCCAUGCGGGUCUUGGUCAUCAACAGCAGCCGCAGCAAGUGGUGAAACAAUCUCCUCUGGCCAAUAACUUCUUCCCGGAUAAAGAUUUAGACAAAUUUGCUACUGAUGACAUUAUGGAUCCCAUUGCCAAAGCAAAGAUGGUUGCACUCAAGGGUAUCAAGAGAGUGUUGGCACAGGAUCCAAUGGUUGUUCCCCCUGGCAUUAACAGGCAACAAGUAUCUCUGCUUGCACAGAGGCUCGCUUCUGCACCGGGCGCAGAUCCUUCUCAGCUUUCAUCCGGACCACCAAAGGAGGGAGAAACAAGUGAUCCCACCCAGUCAAGACCCAACCCUCCCCAGUUUGUGCAAGGAAUCAUCAAUGAUGCAGAACAGCACCAAUAUGAGGAAUGGCUUCUCCAUACUCAACAGUUACUCCAAAUGCAGCUGAAGUUUUUGGAGGAGCAGAUUGGUGUUCAUCGCAAAUCUCGCAAGGCCCUGUGUGCCAAGCAACGUACUGCAAAGAAAGCUGGAAGGGAAUUUGCAGAGGCAGAUGCAGAAAAGCUAAAGUUAGUCACAGAGGAACAGAGCAAAAUUCAGAAACAGCUUGACCAGGUACGCAAGCAGCAGAAGGAGCACACAAAUCUAAUUGCAGAAUACAGAAGCAAGCAACAGCAGCAUCAACAAGGCUCAGGUCUUCUUGCCCCAGGUGCACAGGGUCCAGCCCCACACAUGUUUCCCAAGAUGCCUGGUCAGAUGGUGAUGGGUCAGCAGGGAGCACCAGUAAUGGGCCAGCACCCUGGCAUGAUGCCCCAAGGUGGAAUGCCAGUCAGAAUGCCACAAGGGCAGCCCUUCAUGGGUGGGGCCCAGCCACAGCAUCCUGGUCCUCACAGAGCUAGUGGUGUAAGGCCUCCAGGUCCCCCUGGUGCUCCUGCAGGAUUUUUCCCCCAGGGACCUGGAAUGCAAGGUGCAGACCCAAGACUUCUUCAAGAGAGACAGCUUCAACAUAGGAUGCAGAUGGCAAAGCAACAGCAACAGGCGAUAAUGGGCCAGCAACCAAUGCAACACCCAAAUCAACAGCCUGGUUUAAUCCCUCCUCCACAAUCCGGUAUGAUGGUGAAUCCACUAAUGGCCCAACAACAAGCGAAUCCUCAACAGGUAAUGCUGGCCAACCAGGCCAAUCAGCAGGGCAUAGUGCAGGUUCCUCAAGGAAUGGUUGGAAGCCAGCCUGGGACUCCAAUGCCACCAAACCUUCCCACAGGACAGCCUAUGAACCAUGCUCAGGGCAUGAUGGAAGCUCAACCAGGGAUUAUGGGGAACCAUCCUGGUGUACCACAGCAACAGAGACCCCAGAUGAUGAUGGGACAGCAGGGAAUGGUAGGUUCUCCAGGUCAUCCGGGCAUCAGGAGUCCUCAGGCCCAACUGACUCCCCAACAACAGAACAUUCUGGCCCAACGCAUGCUUGCAUCUCAGCAGCAGCAGCAAAAUGUUGCAAAAAAUAUUGCCCAUCUUCAGCAGCAGCAGAUGGCACAACAAAGACAACCAAUGCAGUUGAUGAGCCAGUCUAGCCAAGAGCAAGGAGGGCAUUCCAAACCCUCAACCCCGCAGAUGGGCUCUUCCCCUUCAGCUGGAAGUACCACGCCCCAACCACAUGGAGCUUCAGACAGCCAAAACUCAGGCCCCAAAGAGUGUGGGAUUCUCAGCCCUGAUUCCAGAACACCACCGCAGCAGUCUGGGCCAUCCACUCCUAAUCAGAAUUCCCAAAUAGGCUCUACAAAUGAUCAACAGCAGCAACAACAAAACCAGGCUUUUAUAGGCCAGCAGCAACAAAUUCCUCAGCCUGGACCUGAGCAACAGUCAGGUAUAGCUGGAAACCAACAAAGUGGUGUUCUUCAGCAACAGCAGCAACAAAUUCCACUCAUUCUCCAGAGACAACCUUCCAUGGGUGUGGACAAGCCUGGUCCAAUGACUGUUAAAGAGGAAGGAAAACCAGCAGAUUUCUUAGCUCAGCAACAACAACAGCAAACAGUUCAAAAUGCAUUGCAGCAAUCACAAGAUCCCAGCAUACAGCAGCAGGUCCCAGGCCAUCCUGGACAGCAACAGCCUGUAAUGAUGGGCCCCAGUCAACAACAGCAAGCUCUCAUGGCACAGCAGCAAAAACAGCAGGCCAUGAUGGGUAUGAUGAGAGCCCAGCAGCAAGGGAUGAUGGCACAAAGGCCUGGACUUCCACCUGGACAGAUCCGCACCCCUAUAAACAUCCAGGCGAUUAUUGCUCAAAACCCUCAACUCCGUAAUCUUCCCCCAAACCAGCAGAUACAGCAUAUCCAGGCCAUGAUUGCCCAGCGCCAGCUCCAACAGGGGCAGAUGCUCCGGAUGUCAAUGGGUCAAGGCCAGCAAAAUCAGUUACGGCCUCACAUGCCACCAGGACAGGUGCCACAGGUUGGGCAGCAGAUGCCAAGGUUGGAAGGCCAACAGAUGCCAUAUGGAGCAAUGGGCAAGCCGGGAGCAAUGGGCCCUCAGCAACAGUCAGCCAUGAUGGGCCAGCACCCUGGUUCUGCUCCUCAGAUGCAGCACGGGAUGAUGGUUCCUGGCCAGCCACAAGGAGGGGAGAUGAUGCAACGUAUGAUAAGAGGUCAGGUAUCAGUACCACCCUCCCCCGUGGACCAAGGCCGGAUGAUAAGGCCAACAUCUCCUCGUCAGCCAUUGACCAACUCUCCUGGGGAUCCACAAAAGCAUGCAUUUAAUCAAGCAAUGGGUAUGCGUCCGCCCACUCCCAACCAGAACCAUCAAGCACUAAUGGCUGCUGCAGCUGGUCGCAUGCAGGGCUCUCCAUCUCGUGCAUAUUCGCCAAGAGGUCCAUUUGGCAUGAGCCCAGCCCACCCAGCGUCACCCCUCUCUUCUCAUGUCUCUUCACCUGUUGCUGACAGCAGGGCAGGCAGAGGGAGUCCAUACAGCCAAGUCAGGGCAUCCCCACUCAGGUCUCCUGGAGUGAAGAGUCCACUGGAAUGUUCAGGAAUGAAAGUUGAAACUCAGACAGCCUGCAGUGAAACACCCCAGACAGCUGCAGGUAUCCCUAAUGGUCCACAGAAAAGCAUAAAUAUUCUGCAACAGCCAGAGCAGGGCACAGACAGUCAUGCUGCCAAUGCACAACAAGGCUCAAGAGCAGGAGAGAUGUGCAAAAUGACCCUGCAAAACAUUAAACAGGAACCAAGCGAGGUUCAGUGUGAUGGUGAGGCUGGGGAUCAUGCUGAGGCUAUAAAACGAGAAGCAAUGACCGAUACAGGUGCCUCUGGGAACAACACAGGCUUUAUCAAUGCUGGAAACAUGCCUGGAGACCCUGGGAGUCAAGGCCCUAGAUCUGAAACUGGACAGCAACUUUUACAGAAACUCCUGAGAACAAAAAACCUUCAGCUUAGUGCUCAGAGGCCAUCGGAGGGCAUCCACAAUGAGAUCAAUGGCCACAUAAACAGCAAACUGGCAAUGCUGGAGCAGAAACUUCAAGGAACUCCAAGAAAUAUGGAAGAUUUACAGUCUAUAACUAAAAGGGCUCCUGCACAAAAGCCAAAGCGUAUUAAUAAAGUCGCUGGAGACCGAGGGCCAAACGCACGCAAAAAGAAUAAAAAGGAGGAGGCUGGAAAAAGUGCAGAAGCCCUGAUAAAGCAACUCAAACAGGGACUCUCUCUGCUGCCUCUGAUGGAGCCUUCGAUCACUGCCAGUCUGGAUCUGUUUGCUCCUUUUGGAAGCAGCCCAGCCAAUGGCAAAGCCCAGCUCAAGGGAUGUUUUGGAAAUGCAGUGCUUGACAAUAUCCCAGACUACUACUCUCAGUUACUUACAAAGAGUAAUCUCAGCAACCCACCAACACCUCCGUCGUCCCUGCCACCUACUCCUCCACCUUCAGUACAACAUAAGCUGCUGAAUGGAGUGACACCUGGGGAGGAGAUGUCUGAGGGUCAGAAAGACACAGAGCCAGCAGAAGAACCAAUGGAUUCUGUUACAGAGGAGGUUAAGAGUGUAGACAUCCUAGCAGCUCUCCCCACCCCACCACAUAACCAGAAUGAGGACAUCAGGAUGGAGAGUGAUGAUGAGGAUGCCCCAGAAAGCAUCAUCCCUGCAUCCUCCCCUGAGAGUAACAUAGGGGAUGCAACACCUCGUUUUCCUCACCUACGGGAGCCUAAAGAGGAGGAGACGGAGAGAGCCAUAUCCCCCAUCAUCCCUGUCAUACCUCGCACUGCUAUUCCAGCAUUCCCAGAAAACAAACCAUUUGAAGCAGCUGAUAGCAAGGUCGUGUCUGUGUCCAACCACUGGGACAAGGCUAAAAGCAAUGAGGUGUCUGUUACCUUCAUGCUGACUGCUGCAGCAGCAAAGAAACUGAACCAUGUGAUGAUGGCCAUGACCCAGCUGCUUAAUAUCAGGAUGCCUGGUUCUUAUGAGGUGACUUUCCCUCCACAAAACCCUGACAUACCUGGAGCUGAUGGGCCUGAGAAAGGAGCUGGAGAGUCAGGAGUGCUUUGCACAAAGGACAGUCCUUCACCCAGUCAGGAUGAGUGGUUAAGGCAGUUUGAUGUUUCUCUGCCAGGCUGUACACUGAAGAAACAAGUGGACAUUCUGGCCCUUAUAAAGCAGGAAUUCCCAGAAAAAGAGGACAAACCAGCCCAGCACUGUUACACGACAAAAGUAAAUGACUUGGAUGUGCGGCACCUUCCUGCUAUACCAGUGGAAGAAUCUCCACCUCCAUCACCGUCCCCUCCACACCCUCCCCCUUCUGACCUCGUUCCAACUAUUGAAGCUGAACCUACCCAAAAAUCAGCUUCUCCAUCCCCAGCUCCAUCCAGUCCCACUGGGGUCCAGAUCAAGACUGAGCCUGAACAGAGUGCUGAUCCUCCUGCUGGUGCUGCUUCACCAGCUGAUGUCCCAGACUCUGGUGCUGCUGCUUCUUCUUUUGCUUCUGCUCCAGAAUCAGACACAGAUCUCAAGACUGCCUCUGAAGUUAAAGAUCAAACCGCUUCAGCAGAAGAUCAUCAGAGUCCUAUUAUAAAGGAGGAGGACUCGGCCUCUGAUCCAGUUCAACCUCCUGAAGAUUCUCCUGACAAUAUGGACUCCUCCCCUAGGGCUGUCAAGCAGCGCAGGCCUCUCUCCCCUGAUGAGGAGAUAGUACUUCCCAAAGUAAAAAAAUGGAAGGGGAUUCGCUGGAAGCGUCUUCCCAUUGUCAUUACAAUACGGAAGGGUGGUUCUAAAAAAGAGAACAGCCGUGAGGUGGCUGAGCUGAUGGAACGCCUGCGCAUAACUCUUCGACCGGACAAGCUCCCAAGGGAUAAACGUAAGUGUUGCUUUUGCCACGAGGAGGGUGAUGGAGCAACAGAUGGGCCUGCUAGACUGCUCAACAUUGAUGUGGACCUAUGGGUGCACCUGAACUGUGCCCUGUGGUCUACAGAAGUGUAUGAGACACAGGGUGGUGCCCUUAUCAACGUGGAGGUAGCGCUGCGUCGUGGAUUACGGACUCUUUGUGCUUACUGCCAGAAAACAGGGGCCACCAACAGCUGCAACCGCCUGCGCUGCCCGAAUGUCUACCACUUCGCCUGUGCCAUCAGAGCACGCUGCAUGUUCUUCAAAGACAAAACCAUGCUGUGCACUCAGCACAAGCUGAAGGGCCCCAGUGACGAUGAACUCAUCACGUUUGCUGUUUUACGGCGAGUCUACAUUGAACGGGAUGAAGUGAAGCAGAUCGCCAGCAUCCUACAGCGAGGUGACCGGAUCCAUUUGUUCCGUGUUGGGGGUCUCAUUUUUCAUGCUGUCGGUCAGCUUCUCCCAUCUCAGAUGGCAAACUUUCACUCAUCCACCGCCAUCUUCCCUGUCGGAUAUGAGGCCACACGCAUUUACUGGAGCACACGUCUGCCCAACAAGCGCUGUCGCUACCGCUGCCGCAUCAGCGAGGAUGAUGGUCGGCCGCUGUUUGAGGUGCGAGUUCUGGAGCAGGGCAUGGAGGAUCUGCAUUACCGAGACACCUCCCCAGAGGGGAUCUGGGACCGGGUGGUUCAGCAGGUGGCUACGCUCCGCGAAGAAUCUUCCAUGUUGAAACUGUUCACUGAACAUGUAAAAGGAGAGGAGAUGUACGGCCUCACAGUUCAUGCUGUCAUGCGCAUCACUGAGUCGUUGCCUGGAGUUGAGAACUGUCAGAAUUACCAAUUCCGAUAUGGUCGUCAUCCCCUGAUGGAGCUCCCUCUCAUGAUCAAUCCCACUGGCAGUGCUCGCUCUGAGCCCAAAGUCUCCACACAGUGCAAGAGGCCUCACACUCUAAACAGCACCAGUGUGUCAAAGGCCUACCAGAGCACCUUUACCGGAGAGCUCAACACACCCUACAGCAAACAGUUUGUCCACUCCAAGUCGUCCCAGUAUCGCCGCCUGAAGACUGAGUGGAAGAACAACGUGUAUUUGGCACGAUCACGCAUUCAGGGCCUGGGUCUGUACGCUGCUAAGGAUCUGGAGAAGCACACCAUGGUCAUCGAGUACAUUGGUACCGUUAUCCGCAACGAGGUGGCCAAUCGCAGGGAGAAGAUCUACGAGUCACAGAACCGUGGCAUUUACAUGUUCCGCAUUAACAAUGAACAGGUGAUCGAUGCCACUCUGACAGGUGGCCCAGCUCGCUACGUCAACCAUUCCUGUGCUCCCAAUUGUGUUGCGGAGGUGGUAACAUUUGACAAAGAAGACAAGAUCAUUAUCAUUUCCAGCCGCAGGAUCCCUAAGGGAGAAGAGCUGACCUACGACUACCAGUUUGAUUUUGAAGACGAUCAGCACAAGAUCCCUUGCCAUUGUGGAGCGUGGAAUUGCCGAAAGUGGAUGAACUAAACAGAAGAAAAUUGAGAAUUCUCCUCUCACUGGUGCCAGAAGACUCUCGCGCCAAAGCCUUUGAAUCCUACAUAGCCAGUGCAUAAGCUGAUGUGAAAGACGAGGAGGAAGGUGGGGCCUCCGUCGCUGAAAAAGACUAAAAACGUUGACACCUGUAGCCAAAGGUUUGAAGAGCAUUAAUCAAUAAUAGCAAGCAACCAUUUCCGCCAACAGCAACUUGAUGGUGGCACUAACUUUCAUGUUCAGACUAAAUAAAUCUCCCUCUCCUCAGCCAAACCCCCUCCCCCACGUUUCUCGACUGUUUUCGACAAGCUUACAGCGGCUGGAAAAAAAACAAUCCUCAACAUCUACCAAAUGACCCUCUGAUAUCAAUACUCGACAAAAAGCCAUUUUUAAAACUACUAAGAAUGAACUAAUGCAUUUUUUUAUGUUUCAAGUUGGACCUAUUUCCUGAACACAGCUCCCCCUUCACCUCCCAGAAAAAAGCACUUUCCCAUCAAGUCAUCAAUGAAGACAAACGUAGAUAUUCGGCUAGCUAGACAAUCUCGACGUGGUUCUGCGAAAGAGCUGCAUGUGAUCGAUGGAAAAUAAAUGAAAAAGGUGUAAGUUAAGAUAAAAUUGAAAUUAUUGAUGUGUGGCUCCAGAGGCAGCAGAUGUUCUGACCGUGUGGAGUCCCAAGGUGGGUUGUCGGACCCAGUCUACCUCAUUGAUAUAGCGGGAAGUGACUGCUUUGUAUAAAAACUGUUAACUGCUACUGUGGAACCGGGGGAGGGGGGGUAAUUUUAUGGGCUUCUCGGACAAGCAGGGAAACUUAAGCAGCAGGUUUGCUCUAUCUACUCUAUGCUGAUGAUGAUUUACAAUAUUGAGCCAACAUAAUUAUUAUUCAUGAAUUGUUUAUACAGAGGAAUUAUAUGACAGUUUUGAUAAGAUAUUGCAUUAAAAUCACAAUCAAAAAGCUUAGCGGGUGUCCUGUAUGCCACCAAAUCAUCCUGGAUAUUAAUGUAGCUUUUUCCUUUUUGUUCUUUUUAUUUAUGUGUCUGGAAACCAUAUUUGUUAGCUGUGUGAAAUCACAACAACAUCCACCUUUUUAAUUUGCUUUAACACAACAAUGUGAGUGAAUGGCUCUGUGAUCACAGGACUUUGUAGUUUUUUAAGAUGACUACAAAGUCCAGAAAUAACCAGUUACACAUUUUGCUUCAUUUCUUGAAGUUCCACUUGUUGAAUACCAGACAGUGGACGCAUGACUACUGUCCCAUGAAAUGCUUUUUACUCCCCUCAACGGCUCUUCUCACAACUCAACCUUAAUCUUUAAAUCAUGCCUCUUCCUCUGUAUUCUGUAGUGGACUGUUGUUAAACUUUACUGUAGUAAGUCUUCCUCUGCCUGGGUACAGCCUGCAGUGUUUCUACUUCCCUCUGUAGUGUGCUUUUUUUUCUAGUGCUGGUACUGUCCUCUCCGAGGCUGGACUGAUGGCAGGGAAAGACUUAUUGUAAAAAAGGGCAUUUGUUUUCAUUUCUAUGUAAGAUGAAUGAAAAAAGUCUUUAAAGGGAGCUUUAUUAAAAACUCCACCUUCCCAUACUACUUAGUUUCCUCCUUCUCCUAACCUAAGACCUCACAUGAUUUAAAAAUGCAAAGUUGUACAAACUGUAUAUAUGGUAUAUGCAUUGGGGGGGACAGCAACUCUUUAUUCAGCCCCUUUGUAAUCAAGAAAGUCAAGAGUGUAGAGAAAUUGAAAAAAAUCAACCACUGGAUAUCAUUUUAACAAAGAUAAAGCUGUAUAUAAAUAUAAAUAUAUGUAAAAUGGCAAACUAAUAUCUUUAUGUAUAUGAACCAGAGUGUUUUGCAUUUACCUGUUUUUUCUAUUAGUGUUUUUGCUAUAAGCUCUCAGAGACAAGUUUGUUAAAAUAGGUUUGAGAAAAAUGUCCGUUUCCUCUUGACUCGACUUCGACGAGAGGCCGGUGUGAUUAAAAAACUGCUUGGAUUCAUGUCAGGGGUGGUGGAUUAUUAGAUAUGAAAAUCACUUCAUGAGUACAGCAGUACAUUGGUGCAUAGCAUUUGUAUUUAUGUAAUAUUGUUCGUGUUUAUUUUUCUUUUUAUUUAUGCUACUGCUUGUUGAUUACCAAAACCUGUCCCUUCAUCGGUCACAAUUGGAUUCAUAUACUCUUGAAUGAAAAUCUUGACCUCCCUAGACUAUUGUUAGUGUUCUUGCUUUUUUCUCUCUUCCCUAUAGAAGUGAAUGUGUUGGUAAACCUUGUGAAAUGGUUACUUGGCCUAAUGUAUGUUAUGAUGUAAUACUCAAAGUUAACCCCAUACUUAACCUGGUAAUGAAUUGCACUCGCAUAGUAUAACAGAGAUCUUCUCUAAAGUGGUAGAUAUUGAUCAAGUAUCCGAAGCAGUGAUAUGAUAUAUAUAUAUUUUUUGGUAUGUUUCUAUUUCAAGGGAAGACCAUGACGAGACAUUAUGCCGCUCACUGGAUUUUAGCCUGAAUAAUUUUUAAACCUCUCUGAAUCUUAAUUUAAGUUCUCUGCAUAUCUUAUAAUUUAAUAAAGUUUGCUCAAAAAUUGAAGGUUUUUUUUAACCUCACCUACUUUUUAAAAAGAUGUUGCAUCUGUACAGCAGAGAUACUUUUAGGGAAUAUGAAUAAAUAUAAUGAUCAUUUUUAUUGUAUGUGGCAUGUUUUGUAUGGAUAUUAUUUUGAAUUGUACAUAUUUUUUUCAGGACGCAAGAGGUUGUAUCUCUUUAUAUACAGCUGUCCCACUCCCCUUCCCCUUCAUCUUAUUUCUUU